AUGUCGAUCGCACUGAGACCACCCGGCGCAGGAUUCGCAGCAGCAGCAGCAGCAGCAGCAGAAGAAGAGGACGAUGCGGAUUCCAAUCGAGGCAGUUUGGCUGCUCUUUGCUUGGCGUCGUCGCUUCCCGGCUUCGUCUUGAGGCUCCCAUCGCCACCAGACGUCGUCAACAAUGACGAUGAGGAUGCUGAUGCUGAUGAGGAUGAGGAGGGCUCGGCGGGUCGCUUGGAAUUCGCUGAGGCUGAGGGUGGCCAUCCGCUGCAGCACCACCACUACUACCACUACUACUACCACUACCACUACUACCACUACUGCUAA
This is a messenger RNA of Capsaspora owczarzaki ATCC 30864, 318 nucleotides long. RefSeq lists its product as hypothetical. The record is from RefSeq and is a predicted model, not a curated record. The transcript is spliced from 2 exons. Bases 1 to 318 code for a protein of 105 amino acids. Lineage: Eukaryota; Filasterea; Ministeriida; Capsasporidae.